AUGUUUUCCGUAUCUAGCCUACUACCCACAGAUCAUCAUUAGAUUUUAUUCACUCAAAGCAAGGCAAACUGAAGCUGAGGAGCAGGACACGUGUUUCGCAGUGCGGUUUUCUAAUUCCGUGCGGAAAUGGCAACCAGUCUGGGAUCUACAUGCGGUCCACUGAACUCCUACAGGAGUUGUGAAGUAGAGCCAGAAGAUGAGCCCAAUGGGGAGGAUGCUUGGAAUCCAGACAAGCUGGUGAAGUGUCCCUAUGAUCCUAACCAUAUGAUCCGACAGUGUCGCUUUCCAUACCAUAUUCUCAAGUGCAAAAAGAAUCAUCCAGAAAUGGAAAGUGAGUUGCGGACCUGCCCAUACAACGCACGACACAUCGUGCUGAAGGAUGAACUGUCUAAGCAUAUGACCGUCUGUGUGGAUCAGCUGAGGAUGGAAGAUGUGCGCGGCAACCAGGAGGAACUGAGGAAGAAAUACACUGUUCCAAUCAGCACCAUCACUGUACCAAACAGUGAGGACUGGGAUAAGGAGAUUGAGAUUGGAACAACUCCGUUCGUGUGGGGGGUCACCUCCCAGCUCAGUCCAAGCCCUGAGGUGACGAACAGCCUGGACACGGGGCUGAGACCACCACGCAUACUUCCCUGGAAGUAAAUGAAUGGAGGCAAAGCAGGCAUGAUGUUGGAGAUGGAGAAUUUUAAGUAUUGUUAAGAUGCCUCGUUUUCAGUUCUCUUUUUAUGUAAACUGUUCUUUUAAGUUGUCAAGAUGCCUCAUGUUCUCAGUUGUCUAUUAUGUACUUCAGUCCUUUCACCGAUUGUUGCUGGAAGCGUUAUACUAAAAAUCUAAAUAUUUGUGCGUUGCUGUUGACUAUUUAUUUGAGUUGUAUUUUUCAUUGUACGAAUAAAGAUGUAGGUUUAACAUCAUGA
Messenger RNA from Engraulis encrasicolus (European anchovy), 914 nucleotides. RefSeq names its product gametocyte-specific factor 1. The record is from RefSeq and is a predicted model, not a curated record. NCBI's taxonomy places the organism in Eukaryota, Metazoa, Chordata, Actinopteri, Clupeiformes, Engraulidae. Bases 127 to 642 code for a protein of 171 amino acids. The transcript has 7 exons.